This is a messenger RNA of Entrophospora sp. SA101, 2070 nucleotides long. The record is from the annotation of a GenBank genome assembly. Lineage: Eukaryota; Fungi; Glomeromycota; Glomeromycetes; Entrophosporales; Entrophosporaceae.
AUGGCAAAAUUAAAAGCUGAUUUUGGAAUUAUUAUUGCUACUUGUGAAAAUGGCAAACCUUUACGCUGCCUUGACCCCCGGAAAAAAAUCUACGUCAGCGACGAAACUAAUUUUAUCUAUAUUGCCAAAAUCAUGCAAAAAGAAUUGGUUGAUUUAAACAAAAAUGCUAGUAGCAUUAGCCGGGCGGCCGAAAGUAUUAAAAAUUUAGAAAUUAAUAUUCGUAAAAUAAUCUUAGAAGAAAAAGUUGUUUUGCGAAAAUUUGCCCGCUUACAAAAAGAAGUUUUGGCUCGCCAAAAAAAAACUAGUCUUUUAACCGAGGAAGAACUACAAAAAAAAGCCGCGGUUCUACGGGAAAAAAUUCGUAAAAGCAGAGAUUUAGACAAGCACCUAGUGCCAGUUUUUGCCCUAGUGAGAGAAAUUAUUCACCGGAAAAUUGGCAAACCAAUUUUUGAUUUUUUUGGUCUUACUUCGGGAUUUAAUUCGAAUGCUCACAGUUCCGAAGAAAAAAAAGAACUUUAUGCCAAAUGCACAAUUAUUUAUACUACUGGCAGCGAAUUAGGGUUUGAUUACUUAAGAAAUAAUUUAGUGACUAGAAUUGAAGAUAAAAAUAACUUACGUUUUUCUUACGCUUUGCUGGACGAAGUAGACUCUAUUUUAAUUGAUGAAUCCCAAAACCCUUUGAUUAUUUCGCAAAGAUGGGGAGGUGACGAAUUAGCAGUUAAGGAAAAGCACCAAAAAGUUACCUAUCUGGCUGAGCAACUGAUCAAAAAAGUAGAUUACAAAUUUGAUGACAAAAAAAAAGAACUCUGGCUAACUAAAAAAGGCGUCAAAAAAGCCGAAGAAUUUUACGGAAUUGAUAACCUUUUUUCUUUUAAGCAUCACGAAAUUAAUUUUUUGCUACAUAAUGCCCUGAAAGCGAAGCACUUUUAUCAGAAUGGGGUAGAAUAUAUUGUGGACUACGAAAGAAAAAAAAUUGUCAUUAUCGAUGCUUUAACCGGUCGGCUAGUACCUAACCGGAUUUAUAGUGCUGGUAUCCAGCAAGCAGUAGAAAGCAAAGAAAGGCUUCCCAUUAGUCCACCGAGCAAGUCUACCGCGGUGAUUACUUACCAGAAUUUUUUUCGCCUUUUUGAUAAAAUGGCGGGAAUGACCGGAACUGCUAUGACCGAAGCUGAGGAAUUUCGGCAAGUUUACGGCAUGGAAGUAAUUGCCAUUCGCCCUUACAAAAAGCUAGUCCGCAAGGACCGUGAUGAUUUAAUUUUUUUAGACAAAAGAAGUAAAUACCAAGCAAUUAUCCAACGAAUUAAAAAAAACGAACAAACUACCAAGCGACCAAUUUUAGUGGGUUCUCCCAGCGUGGAUGUUUCUGAGCAAAUUUCGGUCUUACUCACUAAAGAAGGAACUUUCCAUUAUAAAUUAAACGCCGUUAAUCACCAAGAAGAAGCCCAAAUCAUUAAGCGAGCAGGGGAAUUAGGAGCGAUUACUAUCUCUACUAAUAUGGCCGGGCGAGGAACCGAUAUUGUUUUAACCGAAGAAAGUCGCCAAGCCGGUGGUUUAUUAGUGAUUGGGGUAGAACGAAAUUUUAGUCGCCGAAUCGACAACCAAUUGCGUGGACGAGCCGGAAGGCAGGGUGACCCCGGCGAAAGUCAAUUUUACAUCUCUUUGGAAGACGAAAUAAUUAAAAACUACGAGGUAAGAGAACAAAUUACCAGAAUUUUCCAGAGUAGUAACCUACGGGAACUUUUCCGUAAACCUUUAAGUGGUAAAUGGUUUAAUAUGAUGGUUGCCGAACCCCAAGAAAUGCUCCGUAAUGCCCAGGCUUCUGGACGUCAAUAUACUUUAAACUACGACCUUUUAAUUAACCAUCAGCGGCAAAUAAUUUACAAUUAUCGGCAAAAGAUACUCGCUAGUUCCAAUAUUUUUGUUCUGAUUUUGCGAAAAAAACCAAGCACCAAUAAUUUAGAAUCACAGCAAUAUUUAAAAUCGCAAUUAGUGCGAAAAAUCGACUUUGCUUGGGCUAAUUAUUUGGAAAGUUUGGAAAAAGUUCGCCAAUUGGUGCACGUGAGACAUUGA